Molecule: messenger RNA, 3291 nt
Organism: Zygotorulaspora mrakii
Lineage: Eukaryota; Fungi; Ascomycota; Saccharomycetes; Saccharomycetales; Saccharomycetaceae
Gene: BRE4
Product: Bre4p
Exons: 1
Coding region: 1-3291 (1096 amino acids)
Source: RefSeq, a predicted model, not a curated record
AUGAGUCUAGAGAGCUUAUCAGAUUCUAGACCGAGGAAUCUAGAUUCAGGAAUUUCUAAAGGCUCUUACUCUCAUGCGUCUUAUGCCAGUCUACGUGGGAUGGGGCCUGGCAAUGGCAUAGGAAAUGCAAACUUGAAAGGUUCCACAAAAGGAUCGCAAGUGUUUUCCUCUCCAGUUUCAAGAGUAUCUCUUUCCAGACUUAGACUGGGCAAUUCUGCAAAAGAGAAGAAGUGGGAAGAGCUCGAGGAUUUUAAUAUAGAAGAGUUAAGAGAUGGAUUUUUCGAUGCUGUCUUUACCAAGGCGGAGAGACUGAAUUCCGAUAAGGAAGAAGAUGAACAAUUGAUAGGCACAAAAAAAUCUGAAAACACAUCUGGAAAUUUUCUGAGUUAUGCCAAGAAUUUGCAGAAUGACUUCUUUUCCAAUGCUCUUCCUAUCUUUAAAUAUUUCAUUGCAUACUUUAUUGCACUAGUCAUUUGUGUGAUUCAUCGGUCAGGUAAUUGGGUUGGUCACCAGUAUCGAUACUUUCUCCCGAUUGCUGUUCUUAUCCAUCAUCCCGUAAGGACAGUCGGUGUACAAUUAGAAAUGACCAUUGCAUCUGUAUUGGGUGCUUCUUUAGGAUUAGGUUGGUCUGCUUUGGCGUGGUAUGUAUCAGUUGCUACAAAAGUUACAGCAUCUCAUCAAGGAGGCGUUCUAUUCGGCAGCUUGGUGAUCGCUUUGCUGUUUUCAAUAUGGUUGAAAGAACUGUAUCAGAGGAUACUGUACAUCUCCUUAUCUUUUAAUGUCGCGAUUAUUUUCCUGCAUAAUGUCAGUCUGGUUUCUUCGAGAGAUGAAUUAAGAUGGACAACAUUUUGGGACUUUGGCAUAUCUUACCUUUUCGGUAUUUUAUUAUCAUUGCUUAUUUGUGUACUCGUAUCUCCACGUAGUGGUAAUACAGAACUCAUUGAGCACUACUCAAAUGCCAUUGCAAAUAUGCGGAACUUUCUGGCGGCAUUAGUUAACAAGGACGAAGCAUUUGAUGAAGAAAAACUUCAUUUAUUGCAGAAAUCAAUGAUAAAAUCCUUGAAUGUGGGUCUAUCAGAAGGUUAUAGAGAGUUUGCAAACCAAUGGACUUUAUCGAGAUAUGAUAAGUCCAAAUUGAAGAAUUUUAGAAAUUCUUUGACGACACUGAUGAGUCCUUUACGUAUUUUGCCACUUAGUCAAAGACUUUUGAACAGAGCCGAAUUAGAUAGACUGUAUGACCUUGUUGAGCAAAAGAAGUUUCGUGAAGCCAGUGGAGAUCCAGAAAGCAAUUUUACUACCGGUGAUAUAACUCCGUCAAAUGUUUCUGGCGCGUCCACUCCCUUCACAAGAAAUGGCAUAUCCCUUCCUUAUGGCUCUUCACUUAACGAUGAAAUAUAUUUGAGUGUUCUAAGAUCAACAUUUUCAGCUCCCAUCUUUGGAUUAAUGCUUGAAAUGGUCAUUAUGUUGGAGAAUAUGUCAUCAACUCUAUCAAAAUAUAAAACUACGAAAUCUGGAAAGAUAGACUUAGAUGCGCUAGAUAACUUAUUGAACCGCUCUAAAACACGUCUCAAAAGGAAAAUUUACAAGCUUGAUGUAUGCUACAAAAAUUUUACAAAAUCAAGUUUUUUUGGUAAAGACAUGUUGACGAAUGCAGACUUUGUUGACAUAUUUUUAUUUUUGAGAUAUUUAAGGAAUGCAGCUAAGCACAUGAUCGAAGCAUCUCACUGCUGUUAUGAGCUAGGUACAGAAUUACAUUGGCAUAUUGUUCCUCAGCACUACCCUCUUUCUAGGGCAUCAAUUCGAUUACCAAAACAAUGUGCACUUGAUGAGGGAGCUGGAAACGUUUUACACUACUUCGAAACCAAGAGGGAUGUGGAUGAUAUAUUUGAGCGGUCCUAUAAUGCCUAUACUUCUAGGCAUAAGUACAGCAGACAAGCAAGUAAAAACGGUCAAACUUCGUUGCGCGCCAUCGAUCAUAAUGAUUUCAACUUUCAUACUACCCAAAAUCCUUGGCGUUACAAAUUGUGGAAAUUAAGUUCCGCAUUAGUUGGACCUGAGAUGAAAUGGACAAUCAAAGUUUUAUUUGUAAUAAUCUUUUUGUGUCUCCCAGGGUGGCUGCCACAGUCCUACAAUUGGUAUGAUUCAUACCAAUGUUGGUGGGCACCAAUGAUGUUUUAUUUUUUAGCUCACAGAAAGUUUUCUGGCAAGUGGGCUGCAUUGGCAAGGAGAUUUAGUUUUGCUUUGAUUGGUAUUUUUUGGGGAUGGGCAGCUAAUCAAGCCAGACACUUUGGUAGUCCGUAUGUCAUUUGCACGUUUGGAGGUAUAAUUCUUUUCAUAUUUGCCUUCAACUUUUUGGUUUACAAUAAUACAAAGGGAAGCUUUAUUGCAUUGAUAUGUUACACCGUCAUUGCGUUGGAACCCUAUUCAAAGGGUGAAGGUUCCCUUAACACAGCUGAAAUUUGGAAAAACACCUGGGUGACGGGGCUUUCCUUUAUUGUUGCAAUGCUGUUAUCUGUUCCAAUCAACUGGGUGGUAUGGUCAUUUAAGGCCCGCUCUGAACUGCGCUUCUCUGUGUCUUCCCUACUAGCACAUAUUAGCCAAUCUUACCAGGCUGUGACAGACAGAUACUUAUAUCGUGAUGCUAAUGACUCUCCAACCGAAUUAACCUUGGCCUUAUCACAUAUAAGGGAGGUAAGAUUAACCCAAAGUAUGCUUGCUGUCAGAGAACUUUUGACAAGGGCAAAGCAGGAGCCCGUUUUUAUCUCAAAUUUUUCACCGUCUAAAUAUGAGCAUCUCUUGGAUGCAUGUGAGUUUUUGCUCGAAAAGGUCAUCGAAGCGAGAGUUUCUGGUUCUUUCUUUGAAGUUUGGGAUCAAGAUCUUGACAACGAUACUACCAGGGCAUUAUUAUCCUUAAGAAGGGAUAGUGUUUCAUCAGUGAUAUUUAUCUUCUACAUUCUAUCCAAUUGUUUUAGAUCCAAAAAUAAAAUCCCAAUAUAUCUACCAAAUCCAGUUCUUUCCAGGAAAAAAUUAUACGACUUUCUGUCAGAAUUCGAGCAACGAAAAGCUCAACUGGAGAUUUCACAUCGCUCUGGUCUCAAUAAAAAAUUUGAUUUUGAAGGUGCCUCCAAAGAUAUUAGUAUGACCCGCAGCGGUGAUAUUGAGAACUAUGAAAGGGUUAGAUGGACAGAAAUUCAUGGUGUGGCUUUCGCAAGAGCUUUCACCGAUAUUACUGAGGCCAUGCAUAUUGUCGUCACCUGUGCGAAACAAAUACUGGGUGAGGAGCAUUUUUAA